CGCUGGCCCGAGAGGAGUGCACCUGGCGCCUUCGAUAUCUGGGGAAGCUCGCAUCAGAUCUUCCACAUUUUUGUCAUCCUUGCAGCCGUUACACACUUUUAUGGCAUGGCCAAGGCUUUCGACUACCACCACACCAUUAUGGGUUCUCAGUGUCUCAUGGACUAA
Molecule: messenger RNA, 165 nt
Organism: Fusarium redolens
Lineage: Eukaryota; Fungi; Ascomycota; Sordariomycetes; Hypocreales; Nectriaceae
Exons: 1
Cellular component (GO): membrane
Molecular function (GO): signaling receptor activity
Source: RefSeq, a predicted model, not a curated record